UCGAAGGAGUUGGCAAAAAUCAAAAAUGGCGCCCAGCUCGAAAUCUCAAAAAGAUGACAAGCAAAAACAACAGAAGAAACACAAAUAUCACAUCGUCAAACUCCUCACGCGUGGACAGCUUAAUGGGCAGCUCUCUCAGCGGCUCUUCAGGAAACUUCCCCCGCGUGUCUGCAUCCCUCUGAAGACCAUCGUCAGCGAGGAGUUCCUCAGAGCCGGGCACGUCUUCUUGGGCUUCACCAAGUGCGGCCGUUACGUUCUGUCCUACACCAGUGACUGCGGAGAAGACGAUGACUUCUCCUUCUACACCUAUCACCUGUACUGGUGGGAGUUUAACUUGCACAGCCGCCUCAAACAGGUGCAUCAUGUGCGUUUGUUUUCGGGGGAAGAUAUCUACAGCGACCUGUAUUUAACUGUGUGUGAGUGGCACAAUGAUCAUUCCAAGCUGGUUAUCUUUGGCUUCAACACGCGGAGCUCAAGUACAGCGCUGAUGAACAUGAUGAUGAGUGAUGAGAACAACAGGGACAUUUACAUCACCAUCACCUCCAUGCCUCCAGAGAAACCCUGCAAGCAGUGCUGUCCCACCUCCUCCAUAUCCACCAUACGCACAGGUGGCGAGUGUCUGCAGCAUGGGUACGUCCUGAACGCCCGCUAUCAGGUGGUUUACCCGUUUCCCACGUUCCAGCCGGCCCUCCAGCUGAAGAAAGAUCAAGUGAUUCUGUUGAACACCAGUUACUCUCUGGUGGCCUGUGCCAUCUCGCUCUGCUCAGGAGAUCAACAGCAGAAUAAUCAGAUCCUGUACAGGAAGAGAGAACCUUCAUCAUCUCCACCCGCCGGACCGACAUCGCCAUCUUCAACCUCAUCUGCCUCAUCUCAGGGGUCACCCGACCCCAGACACCUAAAGCCUCAUUUCGCUCCGCUCUCUCCCGGCCAAUCACAGGCCGCCGUGCGGGCCAGAGAGUUCGCCGCUGACAUUUUCCGCCGAGCUCAAGCAGGUGCAAAAACGAUUGACCACGACAGAUGCAAAGCCAAAGAAAAGGCAGAAGCAGACACCCACCGCUCGCCUAGAGAACGAGACGCGGAGGUCCCAGGACCUUCGACUUCUUCCUCAGGGCGAAGCAGGAGUUUAGCUCCGCCCACAGAGCCAGAGAACACCGCCUUGUGUAACACAGUCAUGUCUCCCACCUCGUCUCUCUCCUCCCUGUCUCCUCGCGCCCCUGAGCCUUCCUCCUCCUCCUCAGAGCCCGCUUACGUCAACUACACAACUCUCAGAUACAGACUGCAGCAGCCCAGCGCGCCGGAGCAGCCAAACGGAGAAGAAGAGGAUAAAGUUCAGCUUCCCUUCACCGUGACCGAUCUGAAGGGACGAAACUUACAGCUGGUGACGGAACAGUACAGCGGACAGUGUGUGUGUAUCGAGCAGCUGACGCUGGAUUUUGAAUAUUUGAUAAACGAGGUCAUCAGGAAUGAUGCGGAGUGGGGGGGUCAGUUCUGUUCCUUCAGUGACUAUGACGUCGUCAUCCUCGAGGUUUGCCCCGAGACGAAUAUCGUGGUGAUUAACAUUGGCUUACUGUUGCUGGCCUUCUCUAACUGUGAGGAUGAGCACUGCAGACCAAAGUCAUUUCACUCCAGUCUGCAAGUGAGCUGGGAUUUAAACACAGGAGCAUGCCGCACGGUGGGCGUGGGUGACCUGACAGAGGUCAAAGGUCAAACCAGUGGAAGCGUGUGGAGCUCGUACAGGAAGUCCUGUGUGAAUACAGUCAUGAGGUGGCUCGUCCCAGAGAGCAGCUCACGCUACAUCAACCGCAUGACCAAUGAGGCUCUCCACAAAGGUUCUUCUCUUCAGGUGUUAGCUGAUAAUGACAGAGGAACAUGGAUUGUUCUCUGAGCGAAAAACAACCAUGCACACCCUAACUGUUCCAUCAAUGCUGCUCUGCUGUAGGACACAAGGACUGAAGAAACAGGGUCAUACGCCUGCUCUCGGUGUGGGCGUGCAUCACCCAAAGGAACAUUCACAGGAUUAUUCAGAGAUGGAAACCAACUGAAGACCUGUGACAGUGCCGGUUACUGCAGAUUACUCUCACUGGGUGUCAGAUAUGUUGAAAUUUGAUUUCAACAAUCACCAUUCAAAUGCAAAAAACAGGUUUAAUACCCCGAAACAUCCUUGUUCAUUUUGAAGUCUUCCUGUUAAAUUUAUAAACUUGUUUUUUAAUGUUAGCCCUAAUGAAAUGAGGUUCUGUUUGAAAAUGGGAUUUGUGAAGUUAUGAUAAGAGGAUGAUCUGUGUCUUUUUUAUUUGUUUUUGUUUGUUUGUUUCAGGAUACAGUUGUUUACGUUUUUUAAAAACAUGUAGAGGCCAAUCACAGCCUCUUUUUGACCACAGCCUCCCUCUUUUUGUUAAAUACUGGUCAUGGCCUCACAGCUGGAUUGGAUGAGAAUGUUGUUUUUACUCGACAUUGUUUUAUUUUUGAUACAAUUAAAUCUUUCUUCUGUA
Molecule: messenger RNA, 2489 nt
Organism: Triplophysa rosa
Lineage: Eukaryota; Metazoa; Chordata; Actinopteri; Cypriniformes; Nemacheilidae
Gene: dcaf15
Product: DDB1 and CUL4 associated factor 15
Exons: 13
Coding region: 26-1885 (619 amino acids)
Biological process (GO): protein ubiquitination
Cellular component (GO): Cul4-RING E3 ubiquitin ligase complex
Source: RefSeq, a predicted model, not a curated record